AGGCUGUAAACUCGCACGCAUACGCAAAUCAUUUGCACACAUUGAGUAAAUCUGUACAUUAUCUUUACACAGAGGUCGUUUCUGGACAAGAUGGAGAUUUCUGCUAUUAUCUACACACUCCUCCUGAUUGGAGUAUGUGACUGCGGCUCUCGCGGCGUCGAGACUUCUCAACCCAAAGAGCAAGUUGCCGCCAAGGACUCUAGGCUUGGCUGUACUCUCGACCUCUCCAGCCCCGAUAUCUCCAAGAUUAACAUUCGUGAACGUUUCAUCGGCGGAGCGGAGCACAAGAGCCAUACAGCAAGCGCAAACCACAGGAUCGCACUAAUUAUCGACUCUGGAACCAAGAUCUGGGAGGCUUCCGGAGAAGAAGAGUGCGAGUAUGCAACCACCUCCAUGAAUGGCGAUGUCAUUCUCCUGACUUUGGGACUUGCUGGUUGCUCCGAAAAGGCCAAGUUCUUUGAGAAGAUUGAUGGCUCGUGGAUUCAGAUUGAAGAACAGGCAUUCCUGGACAAGUCCAAGAAGAUUAGAGAGUCUAGACCCUCCGUAUCAGUCCAGGCUUCUCCCAAGGCUAAGAAGGAACGGGUUCAAGAGGGUGGACCAGAACCCGUAGAACAGGCGGAAAGUGGUGAACAAGCUAAUGCAGACGAAGCUCCCGAAUCCCAAGUAGACUUUGGAACAAAGGAGCCAUUCACAUUGGACAUUUCUGACCCUGAUAGGUCAAAGGUGAUUGUAAAGAAUAGCACUGAUAGGGGAGUUGACAAGAGGUCAUUUACUCCAAAGGUCGGUCAGUACAUCUCCGCCAUUGCUGAAGGAGGCUUUUCCAUCUGGAGUGCAUUUGGAGACGAAGAAUGCAAUUAUGUGACUCUCUCCUUCAAGGAUGAUGCUGCCCUUCUCGCCAUUGAUGUUCAAAGCGGUGGACAGUUUAUAUCAAAGGGCUUUGAGAAGAUCGGUAACGCAUGGAAGAGUAUUACACAGGAAGAGUUUCAGAGCAAGAUUAAUGCCCUGCUAGACUAUGAACCCGCCAGCGAAUCGCCAAUUCCAGAAAUUUACUACUAG
This is a messenger RNA of Theileria equi strain WA, 1056 nucleotides long. RefSeq lists its product as hypothetical. The transcript has a single exon. NCBI's taxonomy places the organism in Eukaryota, Apicomplexa, Aconoidasida, Piroplasmida, Theileriidae. The record is from RefSeq and is a predicted model, not a curated record. The coding region runs from base 91 to 1056 and encodes 321 amino acids.